Molecule: messenger RNA, 4768 nt
Organism: Hyla sarda
Lineage: Eukaryota; Metazoa; Chordata; Amphibia; Anura; Hylidae
Gene: SEL1L3
Product: SEL1L family member 3
Exons: 25
Coding region: 322-3597 (1091 amino acids)
Molecular function (GO): protein binding
Source: RefSeq, a predicted model, not a curated record
GAGCUCACCACGUGCCCAUACACCUGACUUAAUGACAGUUGCCCAUAGCAACCAAGCGUACUGCUGCUCAUUUUUUCAGAGGGCUUUUUUUUUAUUUUAUUUUUUAAAUAUUAGUAAAGUGAAAACUGCACGCUGAUUGGUUGUGCUCUAAAAAUAAAUCACUAACACAGACGUGGAUCUAAAGAGAUUACCUGAGAGGGAGGGGGCACGUCCGGAGGGGAGGAUCAGUGCAGCACCUGCCCAUGUACACAAGUUUUCCUGUGCUUCCACCUGGCAGCCCCACCCCGCAGUACAAGAAGAAGAAGAAGACAGGGAAGAAGAAUGCUCUGCAGAAGACACAUGCCAGGUGCCCCCUUUCUGCUGCUGCUCUGCAUGGUUCCACUAUUAUGCUCAACGAAGGAGACAGCAUCUGUAACCAAACAACCCGAACAAUACUUGAAUAACAAAGACUAUGUAGCUAUUGAGGAUUUGCCAAAAACACUUGCCAACGCAAACAUUUCUGUGGAAUAUCUGUGCACCAGUCCUUGCACGGUGCAUCUAGAUGUAGUGGCUUCCUCUGAAUUUAGAACGGGGAUCGUAGUGUUUAAAAAACGUUGGAAAAAUGAAAGACAUCUCCAACAGAUACGGAGACGGUCAGCCAAAUUGAAGCUUCCAAGCAGCAUAGUCUACAGGGAAGAUUUCUUUAUGAAGAACUCUAUAGAUAUAUACUAUGCGGUAGUUAGAGCCUGGGUUGUACACAAUCUGAAAGUAGGAACAGAAGUCAGACACAAUGAAACAUUGUUCUACGCAGCAGCUAAAACAUACGCAGUGUUGGACAUUACUCCUCCUCACCAAAGACCUUACAAGGAUCAUCACAUGUGCACGUCAUGGUUGUAUGAGCAUUUGCAGUUGAAAGACAAAUUUGUGUGUCCUAUGGAAUCAGGCGCAGUCACGGUCCUUUCAUUUCCACUUGCAUCAAGUAAUGAACACAGUGGUCUUACCAAAAUCUUUGAACCAUUUACAAACAGAGAUCUAGAGAUAAGGAGACGACAAUUUGUCAAGCACUAUCCCAUGUUUACUAUCUCUAUCUGGAUAUAUUUGCUAGAUUAUUGUACUAGUAAAGAGUGUGGAAUAUUUCAUCACGUGGACACAAACAAAAUGUAUGCAACACCACUUGUAUUCCUGACUAAUAAAGGCCAAGUCCAUGUUCAGGUGCAACUCACUGCAGGGGAUGAUAUCGCAAUGGUUUCACAGUUCUAUCUACCACUGUAUCAGUGGGUCCGGCUAGACAUUACAAUUUUAAGAAAAAUGAUUAUAUUAAACACCUUUAUUGGACAAGAAUUAGAAAGUUAUGACAGUCAAUCUUACAGCUUGGACGAGAACAUCUAUUUCGAUGAUACUAAUGGAUACAUGGCCCUCGGAGGCAGCAAGUAUGUGGUCGGAAUCGAUGGCUUCUUUGGACCUGUGAAGUAUUAUCGGCUCAAGGCUCUUCAGAUGGAUCAGAUAUCCAACCCUUUACCGGAUGAUAAGAUUUACCAUCAGAUACACGAUUACUAUAGCAGAUGUAUGCACGUCAGGCAGAUAGUGCGACUACAUACCAGUAUUCUACAGGAUAAACAUGACCUGGAGACUAAGUGUCAAGCACAGAAUUAUUACAAAGACUUGUAUCUAAAAUAUGAAGGUAGACCAACUAGUAGGAUGGUUCCUUGGACACGAGAGGAUAAAAAUAAAUACAACAAUUUGUUUGGGUUGCUGAACACCAGUGAUGGGAUUUCCUGGGAUUUUUUUAAUGACCCAGUUUUGCAGUUUGGAAAACAUUUAUUUGAGGAAACUAUGAAGAAUUUGUCAUAUAGUUUUCUACACCUCAGAGAUGCUGUCCCUAACUUGUUGGAUUCCAGCUGCACCAGAUACCAUAAAGCAUCUUACCUGCUCAGUAUAAUGUAUGAAAUUGGGCUUGGUGUGCCUGCUGAUCCAGCUGAGGCUCUGCUUUACAACCUGGUUGGAGCACAAGGAAAUGAUAGGCUUGCUAUCCUGAAGCUUGGAUAUAAGCACCUGCAAGGAAUUGACAAUCAUAGUUUGGAUCUAGACGUUGCCUUCUUUUACUAUAUGAACGUUGCAAAAAAGACUCCAAAGGAUCGAUUAGCAAGAAAUGCAGAACACGCAUAUGUAGAAACCAUAAGAUUAAUGGAUGAAGACAUAUUAAAAGAGCAGACUAGAGAAAAUGAUGACCUAUUUUUAUGGCUUAAACAGAACGCAGAGAGAGGAGACGUGUAUGCCCAGCACAGACUGGCACAGAUGCUUUUUUGGGGUCAGCAAGGUGUUACCAAGAACACCAGAGCAGCCAUGGAGUGGUAUGAGCGAGGAGCCCUGGAGAAUGAAGAACCAGUGUUGAUGUAUGACUAUGCUGUCCUGUUAUUUAAGGGGGAUGGUGUUCCUAAGAACGAGAAACUGGCCUUGAAACUAAUGAAGAAAUCUGCCGCAAAGGGACAAGUUGAAGCUCUGAAUGGCUUGGGUUGGUAUUACCAUAAUUUCCGGAAAGACUAUGUCAGAGCUGUGAAAUAUUGGAGCAAAGCCUAUGACAAGGGGAAUGCAGAUGCAGCAUUUAACCUUGGAGUGAUGCAUCUAUACGGCACCUACCCCGGGGAGGUUGGUGCCAAUGAAACUCAAGCCUAUGAAUUCAUGUUAAAAGCUUCUGAAGGCGGCCAUAUUGAAGCUUCGAUCAAUGUGGCCCAAUAUUUAAUCACUGGAAUAUUGGAAGGUGUCCAGAGAGAUCCAAGUACCGCAAUACUGUUAGCAAAGUUUGUUGCGGAACAGAAUGGAAACAUUGGACUCAUCAUUCGGAAAGCUGUAAAUGCGUAUCUGGAUGGUGCUCUAUAUGAGGCUUUUCUUAAUUUCAUCUUGACUGCAGAAGCCGGAGUGGAGAUGUCACAGACAAAUGUGGCAUUCCUUUGUGAAGAACAUUUAGCAUUGUCGACAACCUCCUUUGGAGAUAUUUGCAUUUGGAGGUAUUAUAACUUGUCUGUACAUCAGCACAAUCCUUCUAGUUAUGCUUUAUUGAAGAUGGGUGAUAUGUAUUAUUAUGGUGGCAAAAAUCAGCAGAAAGACCUGGAACUUUCAAUGACGAUGUACACACGGGCAGCAAUACAAGGCGAAUCUCAGGGUUUUUUCAAUCUAGCUCAGCUGGCGCAAGAAGGAAUCGCCAUACCGGAGUAUUUGUUGAGGCUCCUUAAUAUUGAGUCAUCUGUUCAUCUUAACAACAAUUCUCUGGCGAUCCAACUCUAUGAAAGAUGUCAGAAUGAAAGCAUUGAUGAUAGCAUUAAUCCUUGCACAUUGGUGCUGCUUUACCUGCAGCUGACUGACGCUUGCCAUUUCAUACUGAAUUCCUCUCUGGUUCGUGUACUUGUGUCGGUCAUAUUGGCUACCUUUUUAUUACAGUGCGUAUAUACUCUGCAAGAUAAUCUUCUACAGUCUAGAAGAGUUCACAAUGUACAUACUUCUCCACCCCCAGAAGACAAUCCCAAUGCUACUGACCUGAGACCUGAGCAAACAGAAGCUUCUGUUGGCAACAGUUUUGUACCACCCCAUUCAGAGACCAGAAACUUAGGCCUGACCAGAUGACAUACAAUGAACAAGGAUGGCCAUAAAGUGAUGACAUAUAGUGCUGAUUUCCUGUCAUCUAGGACCAUUGUCAUAAAGCAAAGUUUUGGUCAGCAUUUGUGAGCCAAAUCCAGGACAAGAACAAGUGGGAAAAAAUGCAAAAAAAAUAAUGGAAAGAAUGUCAUCUGUAUUUUAAGCCACUGCUGGUUUUAGCUUACAAAUACUGAUACAGACCAAAAUACAGUGUAUCAAAGGUACAAUGAGAAUGGUUUUGCAGAUGUGAUCCAAUUUGUGACACAAGAUGUGCUGUCAGGUCGUCUCACCAUCUUAAAUGCUGCCAUCUUUGAUUCCAUUGAUAAAACUGGUAGAGAAUUUCACCAAAACAAAUAUUUUGCUAAACGACACCUCCUUUAAGUUUAACAACUCAGGAGAACAUAUGGCAACAAAAUUGGAUGCCUAUGACUUAUCUGCUUUUGGAGAACUGCAAAUCAAGAUAGCCUCUCCCAACAUGUCCGUAACGAGGUGGGUACUUCAAGUGACAACAUGAAGGAAACACGUCUUUAGCUAACAACCUUGCUUAGUAGUCUGCUGUUAAUGUUGAAUGAAGAAAGCUCUAUUUUUUGGAAUUUGGUAAGAAGUUGGCAACUGCACUGUAGGUAGUGGGGUCUGCUUUAAUAUGAGAAUGUAUGAAGUUACUUUAAUAUUAAGGAUACCAAUGUUUUUAUUGUAAAAUUCUCUACAAUACGAUGUACCACACCUUGCUUUAAUUUUGAAAUCUGAAGGUUAAUCUAAGAUAAUGACAUUCAAGAUGGCCGCCACCUUGGUGACAUGGCGUGACAUGUAUUCCAUUCCCUCACUGCUUGUGUCUAAAAUUGAAUCACCAUCUGCUAAACUGUUUUUAUUUUAUAUGGGUGUUUCCUUACUGUAGAGAUGCCAUGUGUACAUUCAGUGGCCUUAUGGAUAAGUAAUUGGCAAGGUUAUAUACUGUAUGUCCUUCUGAAUCAACUCUUGGAGGACAAUGUAAGGUGCAGCGCUUCUAGUUCAUCAUUUCUAUGAAUUUAAAUAUAUGAAGGAGCAUUUCCGUUUAAUUUAGGAGGAAAAUGACAAAGAAAAAUUGCAGGCAAUUUUCUAGAUAUAUAUGACAAAUUGACAAUAAAGCAGGUUUUAAAUCUUGUCGUGGCCAUUAUUUGAU